Aplysia californica (California sea hare) is the source of this 3449-nucleotide messenger RNA. RefSeq names its product inositol-3-phosphate synthase. The transcript has 6 exons. Gene Ontology annotation, molecular function: inositol-3-phosphate synthase activity. Gene Ontology annotation, biological process: inositol biosynthetic process; phospholipid biosynthetic process. The coding region runs from base 184 to 1905 and encodes 573 amino acids. Lineage: Eukaryota; Metazoa; Mollusca; Gastropoda; Aplysiida; Aplysiidae. The record is from RefSeq and is a predicted model, not a curated record. Gene Ontology annotation, cellular component: cytoplasm.
GCGACAGGCCUAGCCUAGGCCUAGUUGUUUCCCCUGAUAUAAAUGAAGUCGGAUGAUUUGACUCAGACACAACAGACGAAGAAGGUCUGACUGUUACGGUACGGGUAAAGUCCAUUCCAGUGUUCAAGAACUUUUGUUUCAUCUAUCCUGUGCUGUUUUGGGAUAAAGCAAAAUUGUUUCAAAAUGAAUAAAGAAAUCAGAGUUGAGAGUCCAAAUGUUGUCUACACUGAUGAGUACAUCGAAAGUGAUUACGAAUACACUACAACAAAAGUUCGCACAGAAGGAAACACUCUCAUAGCUACUCCUGAGACUACUCGCUAUGUGUUCCGCACUGAGAGGAAAGUACCCAAACUUGGUGUUAUGCUCGUUGGAUGGGGAGGCAACAAUGGGACAACAGUAACUGCUGCUGUUUUGGCCAACAAGCUUGGCAUAACUUGGAAUACAAAGGAAGGAGAGAGACAACCUGAUUACUUUGGUUCCCUCACUCAAGCCAGCACUGUUUCGUUGGGUGUAGGGCCCGAAGGAGAGGUUUUUGUUCCUAUGAAAACGUUGCUGCCCAUGGUGGAUGCAAAUGACAUUGAAUUUGAUGGGUGGGACAUUUCAUGUUUGAACCUUGGUGAUGCUAUGAGACGGGCACAAGUUCUAGAUUACGAUCUGCAGCGACAGUUGUAUCCCAUAAUGAGUAAACUUCAACCUCGGCCCUCAAUUUACUUUCCCGAUUUCAUAGCUGCAAACCAGAGAGAUCGUGCAGAUAAUCUGAAGUCUGGUACAAAGAAAGAAAUGAUUGAUCAGAUCCGAGCAGACAUUCAAGACUUUCGGAUGAAGAAAAAUGUUGACAAGGUUAUUGUGAUCUGGAGUGCUAACACUGAGCGAUUUUCUGAUGUCAGGGCUGGCUUGAAUGACACAGCUGAGAAUUUGCUCAACAGCAUUGAAAGAGGAGAAGAAGAAAUCUCUCAAAGUACUUUAUUUGCUGUUGCCUCUGUUUUAGAAGGAGUCACAUUCAUCAAUGGAUCGCCGCAGAAUGCUUUAGUACCAGGUGUUAUUGAACUUGCCGAGAAGAAGCAGGUGUAUCUUGGUGGAGAUGAUUUCAAAUCUGGACAAACGAAGCUGAAGUCUGUCCUAGUAGAUUUCCUUGUGAGCGCUGGCAUCAAACCGGUCUCCAUUGUCAGUUACAAUCAUCUAGGCAACAAUGAUGGACGCAACUUGUCAGCUCCACAGACUUUCCGCUCUAAAGAAAUAACAAAGACCAAUGUUGUGGAUGAUAUGGUGGCCUCCAACUCCAUUCUGUAUGAGCCUGGUGAGAAGCCGGAUCAUGCAGUGGUCAUCAAAUAUGUACCUUAUGUGGGCGACAGCAAGAGGGCCAUGGAUGAGUAUACCUCUGAGAUCAUGCUCGGAGGACGCAACACCAUUGCCAUUCACAACACAUGCGAGGACUCCCUGUUGGCCUCUCCUCUCAUCCUGGACCUGGCUAUCAUCGCUGAACUCUGUGAGCGCAUUCAGUUCCGGAAAGAGGGUGAAGAUGAGUUUCACAAAUUUAACACAGCUCUCUCAAUUCUGAGCAUUCUUUGCAAGGCUCCUCUCACUGCACGCGGCACCCCGAUCAUGAAUGCCUUCUUCAAGCAGAGAGCUUGCAUUGAUAACAUUUUCCGAGCUUGUAUCGGUCUGGCACCCCUCAAUCACAUGGGUCUGGAAUACAAACAGGACAAACUAGAUGAGUCAGUCCUCUUGCCUGAGUCAGUCUCUGUAGACAGCAGUCGUACUCACAGUAACGGAGCAGGCCAGUCUAGUCAGGUUGAGGCUAAAGUAGCCAGCAAGAAACUUACAAAUGGGGUUAAUCUGAAGGCGAACCAAACCCUUGCUCAGUGUAUUGAGAAUGGAGCUACAGAUGUCAAUGGGGAGAGAUAGUUUAUUUUUCUUUUAAAUGUUCUUAUUCUGGUGCACAAGUAUGGUUGAAAAGUCUUAAUGCAGUUUCAGUGUCAGCCGUAUGCCAUUGUUUUGGCUAAUGUUGUUGAUGAAAAACAUUUAAAAAAAUAAGUGGGCUGUGUCGAUAUGAUUGAUUCACCGACAAUAGAUAUGGUUUUCUUUUCCAUUGUAAAAGAAAUCUAAGUACCACUUUUAUUGCAGGUCAGCAUGACUAAAGUGUCUUCCGGUUGAUUAGUCAAAAUUGUUCCUUGGUGGACCAAAGAGGAUUUGAUCCUUAUGGUCAUGUACCGAUAGCUUCUCUCUGAGGGCGAUGAAUUAGUGUUGAGAGCAUUGGCACCUUUUUUCUAUUGCUAUCACCUCAUUCAUCAUUUAAGGAGUCAAAUACCUUCCUGACUUGGGGAAGAAACAAAAGAUCCACUGCACACCUGUAGAAGGGCAAACCUCGCUAAAUAGUCAAAUUGUGUCAAUAGUGCCAUAAGACUUUUUAAACGUACUCUCAAACAAAAAAAACCCAAUCCCCUCUAAAGAUGCAAAAAUGGAUGUGGAUGUCUGUAAUCAGGUGUGCAUGUGUGAUAUUUAUUUUGGAGUAUAUUCUGUCUUCUUUCAUGUCUUCUUUCUUUUUCUCUACUCAAACCACUGAGCCUAGUGCUCCGCCUUGGAAACGAAUGACCUGUGUCUAGUAUUACUUGGACAUUAAACUCAAACAAGUACAACCACAAUCCCACCCCUUCCCCACCACCACACACAUAAAAACGCUUAUAUCCCACAUCAGCAAAACUGAGAUCUCCCAGGGUUUUUGUAGGUUCAGAGGUUAGAUAUAUAUAUGCUUUUCCUCUCUUACCAAAGAAUCUGGUUUGAUCUCUAGUUCCAGCUUGCUUGCUUGGUCAUUUUUCACACCCCUGAGGUAGGUGUGUCAGGCUACUAGUUUUCUUUUGUUCUCAAAUAGAGCAGAGAUCUUGUAAACACCUUAGCCAUGUGCAGGUUGCAGUUGGUAAAGACAUCUUUACUGUUGAAAUUGAAAGAACUUGCUGAGCAAAAAUAUGGAAACAUAUUUGGGGUCGGGUAUAAAACUAUGGUACAGUACAUGGUUUUUGUAUUAAAAUAGGUGGAUGACCUUAUAAUUUGUUGACCACUUGAAGUUUGUCAUUUUGAAGUUAGGCUCAAAAUGUCUGUUGCUUUGGGUUUUUUUUCUAAGUAUGACAUCUUAGAAAAAGAAGCAUGUUGGAGAAUGUGUUUAAAGUUUUCACAGGCAGAAAGUUCUGUAAAGGGUUGGCAAUUUUUGUCUCGUUCAGUGUUUUCAAAAGUGCCACUUAGCAUGUUUAUAACUUUCAUAUAUAUCAAAUUAGAACCUCCAAUGGCUGUCCAGUUUAGUCAUUUCACCUGGAAAAUAAUCAUCUUUUUGAACAGUUCAACUUUUAAAACAUUUUUUUGCCAUGUAGAUAAUUUUUUAAUUAAGUACAAGAGCAGGUCAUAUGUGAUUGGUUUGAUUUUUACAAAUUAUGUACGUUACGCAAGUUUUACAAAAA